GGGAGAACCCGAGCUCCGAGCGCAGAGAGGCUGGCAGAGCAGGAGCGGCGCGCGGCGGAGUCCUCCUGCGGUGAGGACAGAUGUGCCCAAGCAUAGGAGUGCUCCAACCUGAGCUGGGGUGAAGCUUCUGGAGAGGGCAAGCCGGCGUCCGCGAGAUGCAGGCGGAGGAGCCCUGCGCCCCGAGGGCUCCCCGCAGCCCCGACGCCCGGCAGAGAGGUCAGCGGGCACGGAACCCAGAGCUGCGCCUGUCGGGCCAGCUGCUGCCGGAGCUCUACGGCUUCGUGGCGCGCGUGCUCUUCUACCUGGCGCCGGUCUACCUGGCAGGCUACCUGGGGCUCAGCGUCACCUGGCUGCUGCUUGGCGCCCUGCUCUGGAUGUGGUGGCGCCGGAACCGCCGCGGGAAGCUGGGGCGUCUGGAGGCCGCCUUCGAAUUCCUAGAGCACGAGCGCGAGUUCAUCAGCCGCGAGCUGCGGGGUCAGCACCUGCCGGCCUGGAUACACUUUCCAGAUGUGGAGCGUGUGGAGUGGGCCAAUAAGAUCAUCACGCAGAUCUGGCCCUACCUGAGCAUGAUCAUGGAGAACAAGAUCCGGGAGAAGCUAGAGCCCAAGAUCCGGGAGAAGAGUGUCCACCUCAGGACCUUCACCUUCACCAAGCUCUACUUUGGACAGAAGUGCCCCAAGGUGAACGGUGUCAAGGCACACACGGACAAAUGCAACCGGAGGAAAGUGACCCUGGACCUGCAGAUCUGCUACAUUGGGGACUGUGAGAUCAGCGUGGAGCUUCAGAAGAUCCGUGCAGGUGUGAACGGCAUCCAGUUGCAGGGCACCCUGCGUAUCAUCCUGGAGCCCCUGCUGGUGGACAAGCCCUUUGUGGGAGCUGUGACCAUAUUCUUCCUUCAAAAGCCGCACCUGCAGAUCAACUGGACAGGCUUGACCAACCUGCUGGACAUGCCAGGUAUCAAUGAGGUAUCAGACAGCCUGCUGGAAGACCUCAUCGCUGCCCACCUGGUGCUGCCCAACCGUGUGACUGUGCCUGUGAAGAAGGGGCUGGAUAUAACCAACCUGCGCUUCCCUCUGCCCUGUGGGGUGAUCAGAGUCCAUCUGCUGGAGGCGGAGAAGCUGGCCCAAAAGGACAACUUCCUGGGGCUGGGAGGCAAGUCAGACCCGUACGCCAAGGUGAGCAUCGGCCUGCAGCACUGCCAGAGCAGGACCAUCUACAAGAACCUGAACCCCACCUGGAAUGAAGUGUUUGAGUUCAUGGUGUACGAAGUGCCUGGCCAGGACCUGGAGGUGGACCUGUAUGAUGAGGACACUGACAAGGAUGACUUCCUGGGCAGCCUGCAGAUCUGCCUUGGAGAUGUCAUGACCAACAGAGUGGUGGAUGAGUGGUUUGUCCUGAACGACACAACCAGCGGGAAGCUGCACCUGCGCUUGGAGUGGCUCUCACUGCUCACGGACCAGGAAGCGAUGAUGGAGGACCAUGGCGGCAACUCCACUGCCAUCCUUGUGGUCUACUUAGAGAAUGCCUGCAACCUGCCGAGAAACCCCUUUGACUACCUGAAUGGUGAAUACCGAGCCAAAAAACUCUCCAGGUUUGCCAAGAAUAAGGCCAGCAGAGACCCUUCUUCAUAUGUCAAGCUAUCUGUAGGCAAGAAGACCUUUACAAGUAAGACCUGUCCCCAUAGCAAGGACCCUGUAUGGAACCAGGUGUUCUCCUUCUUUGUGCACAGCAUGGAAGCCGAGCAGCUCUGCCUCAAGGUGCUGGAUGAUGACCUGGAGUGUGCUCUGGGAGUGCUGGAGUUUCCUCUGUGCCAGAUCCUGCCCUGUGCUGACCUCACCCUCGAGCAGCGCUUCCAGCUGGAUCACUCGGGCCUGGACAGCCUCAUCUCCAUGAGGCUGGUGCUUCGGUUCUUACGUGUGGAGGAGCGAGAACUGGGAAGCCCAUAUACUGGACCUGAUGCUGUAAAGAAAGGCCCGCUGUUCAUCAAGAAGGUGGCCACCCACCAGGAUCCCAAGGCCCCAGCCCAGGGAGAAGGCCUUGCAGAUGUGACAUGUGCCUCGGACCUCGCCUCUGACAUCAAGGGAGCCUCCAAGAGCCCUGAUACCACCAGUACUGCCACCACAACCAAUGAGCCUGAGCCCCAAGAGACAGGCCUGGAGUCCAAAGGCAAGGACAGUGCCAAAGGACUCUGUGAGUCCAUGGGGAAGAAGAGGACCCCAGCUACCAUCUUCCUGACUGUCCCAGGCCCCCACUCUCCAGGGCCCAUCAAGUCACCCAGACCCAUGAGCCGCCCUGCCUUCCCAUUCGCAUGGCCACCAACAAGGCUGGCUCCCAGCAUGUCCUCACUCAACUCCCUGGCCUCUUCCUGCUUUGACAUGACAGAUGUCAGCUUCAACAUUGAAGAUGGGGAUCCUAGUCAGCGACAGCUGGGUGAGAUUCAGCUCACAGUGCGCUAUGUGUGUCUUCGACACUGUCUCAGGGUGCUGAUCAACAGGUGCAGAAACCUGACACGCUGUACCAGCAGUGGAGCUGAUCCUUAUGUUCGAAUCUACCUAUUGCCAGAAAGGAGGUGGGCAAGUCGGAAGAAGACCUCAGUAAAGCGGAAGACGCUGGAGCCUCUAUAUGAUGAGACAUUUGAAUUUUUUGUUCCCAUGGAAGAAGUACAGAAGAGGUCACUGGAUGUUGCAGUGAAAAACAGUAGGCCUCUUGGCUCACACAGAAGAAAGGAGUUGGGGAAAGUGCUGAUCGACUUAUCAAAAGAAGAUCUGAUUAAGGGCUUUUCACAGUGGUAUGAGCUGACUCCAGAUGGACAGCCCAGAAGCUGAUGAUGAGCUGUUAUCACCAAUAUGUUAGAGAGUGUAUGUGUGUAUUUUGUUACUGAAAUAAGAACAUACAUUUGAUGGGAGUGUAUGUUGUAUGGACUGCAUGACUGGGUAGUAAAGCGGGGAUCAUGUAAAAGUAAGAACUAUUUCUGUUCAUUUGAUUAGUUCAAAUCCAAAAAGAAAUCAUGGUAUUUGUAUCUAAUGAGGUACCAAAACCUCAGUAGUGACUGACUUUUCAUCUUGAUA
Molecule: messenger RNA, 3068 nt
Organism: Peromyscus maniculatus bairdii (prairie deer mouse)
Lineage: Eukaryota; Metazoa; Chordata; Mammalia; Rodentia; Cricetidae
Gene: Esyt3
Product: extended synaptotagmin 3
Biological process (GO): lipid transport
Cellular component (GO): endoplasmic reticulum membrane
Molecular function (GO): phosphatidylethanolamine binding; phosphatidylinositol binding; phosphatidylcholine binding
Source: RefSeq, a predicted model, not a curated record